Molecule: messenger RNA, 1196 nt
Organism: Arvicanthis niloticus (Nile rat)
Lineage: Eukaryota; Metazoa; Chordata; Mammalia; Rodentia; Muridae
Product: H-2 class II histocompatibility antigen, E-U alpha chain
Biological process (GO): antigen processing and presentation; immune response
Cellular component (GO): MHC class II protein complex; membrane
Source: RefSeq, a predicted model, not a curated record
GUUAAUUCUGCCUCAGUCUGCGAUCUUUUCUGACCCCACCAAACACCCCAGAAGAAAAUGGCCUCAACUGCAGUUCCGGUGUUAAGAUUUUUCUUCGUGGUUGUCCUGAUGAGCUCCCAGAAGUCAUCGGCUAUCAAAGAGGAACACACCAUCAUCCAGGCGGAGUUCUAUCUUUCCCCAGACGAAAGUGGAGAGUAUAUGUUUGACUUUGAUGGUGACGAGAUAUUCCAUGUAGAUAUUGGAAAGUCAGAGACCAUCUGGAGACUUGAAGAAUUUUCAAAGUUUGCCAGCUUUGAGGCUCAGGGUGCGCUGGCUAAUAUAGCUGUGGACAGAGCUAACCUGGACAUCAUGAAAAAUCGUUCCAAAAACACUCCAGAUGCCAAUGUGGCCCCAGAGGUGACUGUACUCUCCAGAAGCCCAGUGAACCUGGGAGAGCCCAACAUCCUCAUCUGUUUCGUGGACAAGUUCUCCCCUCCAGUGGUCAAUGUCACCUGGCUCCGGAAUGGACAGCCUGUCACCAAAGGCAUAUCAGAGACAGUGUUUCUCCCGAGAGAAGACCACCUCUUCCGAAAGUUCCAUUAUCUGACCUUCCUGCCCUCCACGGAAGAUUACUAUGACUGUGAGGUGGAUCACUGGGGUUUGGAGGAGCCUCUGCGGAAGCAUUGGGAGUUUGAAGAGAAAACCCUUCUCCCAGAAACUAAAGAGAAUGUUGUGUGUGCCCUCGGGUUGUUUGUGGGUCUGGUAGGCAUCGUUGUCGGGAUUAUCCUCAUCAUGAAGGGUAUUAAAAAACGCAGUGCUGCAGAACGCCACCAAGGAGGCCUGUGAGCUGCCUGGAGGUGAUGCCUUCAGUAAUAGUUCAUGAAGAAACUUGUUGUGACAGCAUCUGAGGCUACUCCUUCUCUCAGGUGUUCACUUCAGCAGAGACCAUACCUUCUGCAGUUUCCAGCCUUAAGUCUUGAGAAUGGCAGCAGUUUCUCUGGUCUAAUGUCUGUGUGGGGUUCUCUGUCUCCUCCCUGUAUCUCCAUGCCAUCUUCCAUCAUUUACAGUAAUUCCUCUGUGACAUAUAUUACAGCGUUCUUCCUCUGCCGAGGAACUUUCUGAGAAUGGAGGCAUCUUCUGUUCACUUAUGUUUGACAUUUCUCCAAACUCUGUUCCUUUUUUCCCCAAAUAAUAAACAUGUUAGGUUAUGAAGUGGC